Molecule: messenger RNA, 726 nt
Organism: Chaetura pelagica (chimney swift)
Lineage: Eukaryota; Metazoa; Chordata; Aves; Apodiformes; Apodidae
Gene: CTRL
Product: chymotrypsin-like
Exons: 8
Biological process (GO): proteolysis
Molecular function (GO): serine-type endopeptidase activity
Source: RefSeq, a predicted model, not a curated record
AUGGCGUCCCUGUGGAUCCUUGCCUGCCUGGCUCUGGCCAGCACUGUUUCAGGCUGCGGGGUGCCCGCUGUCAGCCCCUUCCUGGAGCAGAGCGAGAGGAUUGUCAAUGGGCAGAACGCUGUGCCCGGCUCCUGGCCCUGGCAGGUGUCCCUGCAGAGCCGCACAGGAUCCCAUUUCUGCGGCGGCUCCUUGAUCACAACCCCCUGACUCCCUUUUACCUCCCACAGCCCCAACGCUCACGUCGUCGUCCUCGGGGAGUAUGACCUGUACUCCAACGCCGAGCCCAUCCAAGUGAAGACCGUGAGCAGGGCCAUCACCCACCCCAACUGGAACCCCAACACCAUGAACAACGACAUCACCCUGCUGCGCCUCUCGUCGCCCGCCCAGCUGGGCCCCCGCGUCACCGGCUGGGGGCGCACCAACCCCAACUCCCAAGCCCUGGCCACUCGCCUGCAGCAGGUCACCGUGCCCUUGAUCCCCAUCAGCCAGUGCAUGCAGUACUGGGGCAACAGGAUCACCAACUCCAUGAUCUGUGCCGGCGGGGUCGGAGCCUCCUCCUGCCAGGGCGACUCCGGGGGACCCCUGGUGUACAGGAGCGGCAGCGGCUGGGCCCUGAUGGGCAUCGUGUCCUGGGGAACCACCAACUGCGACGUCCGCACCCCGGCCAUCUACACCCGCGUCAGCGCCUUCCGCGCCUGGAUCGACUCCGUGGUUGCCCGGGGCUAG